Metarhizium robertsii ARSEF 23 is the source of this 3945-nucleotide messenger RNA. RefSeq names its product RhoGAP domain-containing protein. The coding region runs from base 1 to 3945 and encodes 1314 amino acids. The transcript has a single exon. Gene Ontology annotation, biological process: regulation of GTPase activity; signal transduction. Gene Ontology annotation, cellular component: cytoplasm. NCBI's taxonomy places the organism in Eukaryota, Fungi, Ascomycota, Sordariomycetes, Hypocreales, Clavicipitaceae. The record is from RefSeq and is a predicted model, not a curated record.
AUGGCCUCUACUCCAAACGACGUAACCAAAGGGUUGCCCCGAAAUUCCUCGAUUGACACCGCAAUAUCCGCGAUUUCAUCGAAACAAGCAGCAUCCUCCGGCAAGGGUGGCCUCCAGGAUGCACCGAGCUCCCCCGAUAUUGCAAGCCUGAUCAAAACGGCGGGCAGCCCAGAAGCUGUCAUACAAUAUUUACUCAAGGAAAAAAGCUCCCAGUCACAACAAAACAGCCAAUUAUGGAGACUAGUCGACAAGCAGCGAGGCAUGAUUUUGGGCCUCAACAAAGAUCUUGAGGCAGCCCUGAAAGAAAAAGAAAAGUAUAGGAGGAAACUCAAAGAAAUCAUGGCCAACCCGGCAGUAAUGCAGGCCGCAUCUGGGCAACUGGUUGAAUCGCCUGGCCUCGAUAGCUAUCGGGGUUCGAUGUCGCCUCGUAGUCCAAGGCCGCAUCCCAGGGUACAAACAAAUGGACCACCAGAUUCUCCAUCGCUUGAUUCAGACAGUCAGAAGGGCUCUCCCAUUGAUGUUCCCAUGGCACCUUACCCGAUUACCCCACCAGCCGAUAAGCCGCAUAUAUCACCAACUGCAGUAAGCGAAAUGCUCGACCCGAAACCCGCCAUGCCAAAGCCGCAAGAGUACGCGAUGGGCAAGUUUGAUCAUGAAGCAGAAUAUAAAGCCGCCGAUAGAAUCUGGAAAGAGACAAGCGAGGAACAACUUAGAGAGAUUCCGUACAAUGCUUCCCUACCACCGUCCCGAAGCUACGCGAGUGAACCACCCAAGGUUCCACCACCCAAGAUACCAACAGCUGCGCCAUCCGUGACCGUUGCUGAGCCUCCAUCAUCACCACAACCGGACCAGGGGCUUAGCCAAUUUCCUUCCCCUCCACGGAAGCCACCGCCGGCACCUCUGCAGCUGAAGCAACACGUCCGACGAAAUCUGGCGCCGGCCGCGGGGGAUGAUAGCGACUCUGACUAUGAUGGUAUUCUUGAAGUUGAUGAGAUGGUUGCUGAAACCCGAGGGCGACGCAAAACCAGAGAAGAUGACGAGAAAGAACGUCAAGCCAUUGCAUUCAGAAAUGCUCAAGAGUCAAGCGCCUCCAAACCCAGUCCAGAAAGUCCUAUCAAAUCCCCAGGCCAACCCGCAAGCCCUACAUCUCAAUCCAAAGCCCACGUGCAAGAGGAGUCCCACUCCAUAAAUGCUUUGCUGCUUGCUGCUGAGGACAUCGUGGUGCCACUUCAGAGUCCAGGAUUACCAGCUACCCCUCGUCCAUUUGGCAACAUUCCACAUUCAGCUUCUGCGCCUGUGUCUGCAAGGCUUGCUGGUGCGUCGGGUCCGCUGCCUUCUCGACCACCGCGACAACCCAUUAUUAUGCCCCCGAACACACCGUUAAUGUCCCCUCCACCUACAAGCUCGACCGGUUCCUCGUCUGGUACGCAGCUCAACGCAGGGAAGUGUAGCGACGAAGCGAGCCAACCUUCACCCACAGAACGUACAAAGAUCUAUAAAGGUCUUGUUACAGAGGAGUACCCAAAUCUGUUGUUGCCCCCCAACGCACUUCCAUCUAUCAAGGUCAAGGUAGCGUCUUCACGGAUGAAACCGUCAAGAGCUAGUCUUAUGUCUUUGACACAGCUGGAAGAAGACCCCGUCUUUACACUUGCUGUUAUUUCAAGAGCCGAUUGUAGUGAGCUCUGGCGAGUCGAAAAGGACAUCGCCUCGCUCAGCAAAUUGGACUCGAAGCUCAAGCAGUGCUCAGCUUGUACCGCCAAGACACCAGACCGCGCACUGUUCACCGGCCACGCUCCGGCCAAGUUAGACGCCCGGCGGGCUGCCCUGGAGGAAUACAUGGUCGAGGUUCUUGACACGCCAUUCGACACGGCCACGGCUGUUGAAAUGUGCAAGUAUUUGUCGACAAAUACACUUCCACCGAACGCUGAUGAGACAGGGUCAUCUUUCCGUCCAACCCCUGAAAGUAGUGGGCUUAAGAUUGGUGCAGAUGGUCGGCCACUUCGAAGCGGAUAUUUGACCAAAAAAGGCAAGAACUUCGGAGGCUGGAAAGCUAGGUUCUUUGUCCUGGAAGGGCCGGAGCCAGAGUUCAAGUACUACGAGACCCCCGGAGGAGCGCAUCUCGGUACCAUUAGGCUUCGGAAUGCCCAAAUCGGCAAGCAAUCUCAUACACAGACUCACGAAAACCAGUCGCCGGCACAGCCAACGGCAGGGGAAGACCUUGACAACCAAUUCAGGCACGCAUUCUUAAUCAUGGAACCUAAGAAGAGAGACUCAAGCGCCUAUGUCAAACACAUAUUGUGCGCCGAGAGCGACAAAGAGCGAGAUCUUUGGGUAGAUGUUCUUUUGCAGUGGAUAGAUUACCAAGAUGUAGAUGAUGACAAACAACCGCCACGCCAGGGUGCGAAGACCCCUCAUGAUCAGCCGUCUUCCGGACCUGACCAUCCCAGCACCGGUAAAUCAAAGAAGAGCGCCCCUAGCAAGUCGCAACACAAACACGCAAAUUCCGACACGUUGAUCGGAGUAAGAUACGAUUCAACGCACGCUGGUGAAGCACCCCAAAAGGGAUCCACUGGUCUUCCCGAGCAGUCCAGCUCACAUAACCUCGCCGGGGAGACUAUGUCCUCCCAGGCUAAUAAGUUGAUAUCUGCGCCCAAGGAUCCUCACAUCAUUUCAGAUUCAUCCGUCUGGGGCAACCGGGCAGGCCUUGGCGCUCCGACGCACGACGAAAAAAAGCAGCGAAAGCGAAGCUUUUUUGGAUUCGGAACCAAGACUCGGACCUCUUCUGACGGGCAGGACUCAUUGUUUGGAGGCAGCGACGCUGGAUCUUCUUCAGCUGUCCCUCCGUCUUACGGCCACCAAGGGCCCGUCCGUCAAGUGUUUGGAGCACCGUUGGCCGAGGCAGUUCGCUACAACCCGCCGGUUGAUGUCAACGUGCCACUGCCGUCUGUUGUCUAUCGAUGCAUACAAUAUCUCGACCACCAUACUGCCGUUGAUGAAGAGGGCAUCUUCCGACUAAGUGGAUCUAAUGCGGUUAUCAAACAGCUUCGCGAGCGAUUCAAUACGAAUGGUGAUGUGAAUCUUGUUGCUGACGAGCAGUAUCAUGAUAUUCAUGCGGUCGCAUCUUUAUUGAAGCUCUAUUUGCGAGAACUCCCAACUGCUAUUCUCACAACGGACCUCCACGUCCCCUUCUUGCACACCACUGAAAUUCCGGAUCUGGAUGAAAAGGUUGCAAAAAUGAACGAGCUGGCUCAAAGACUACCCAGGGCAAACGCAACCCUGUUGAAGUACUUGAUUGCGUUCUUGAUCCGAGUUAUAAAGAACUCCAAGGUUAAUAAGAUGACCGUACGCAAUGUGGGCAUUGUGUUCUCGCCUACGCUCAAUAUCCCUGCACAAGUGUUUGCCAUGUUCUUGCAGAACUACGAGGGCAUUUUUGGAAUCGAUCCCGAAGAGUAUGAGCUGCCAUCUUCAACCACAGACUCGGAAUCCAACGGGCAAGCGGGCGCACCUCCCCAACGAUUAGAGCCAACACGGCCCUCUACUUCAUCUGGCGGAAGCGCCUCGCCGCAUCCCCAGCAGCGAAUGGACCGCAGAAGAGAGCAUUCCAGGUCGACGCCGACGCCACCUCUGAUGUCUCAUGUCCAGGGUGCUCGAUCCACCCCUACGCCACCCCUGGUACUGCACGGAGGAGCUUCAAGACCAGCAUAUGAGAGCGGCUAUGGACUGCCUAAUGGAUUCGAUGGCCAUGGCUAUCACCCUGCGGCUAGAACUGCACCCGGGUAUGACCGGCCAAUCUAUCCGUCAGCAAGCGAGGAACACGGCGUCAACGAGCCGCAACAAAGUACUAAAUCAAGAAGGCGAGAGAGUUUGGUUUAUGUGGGAGGAGUUUCGGGUUUACAGCAUCACGGGUCAAAGAGCCGCCUUCGUGACGAAGGCGCACUCUUUUGA